AUGGAUUACUACAGAAAAUAUGCAGUUGUCAUUUUGGCCACAUUGUCUGUGUUUCUGCAUAUUCUCCACUCCUUUCCUGAUGGAGAGUUUUUAAUGCACGGUUGCCCAGAAUGUAAGCUGAAGGAAAACAGAUACUUCUCCAAGUUAGGUGCCCCAAUUUAUCAGUGCAUGGGCUGCUGCUUCUCCAGAGCAUAUCCCACUCCAGCAAGGUCUAAGAAAACAAUGUUGGUUCCAAAGAAUAUCACCUCAGAGGCCACAUGCUGUGUGGCCAAAGCAUUUUCCAAGGCCACAGUAAUGGGAAAUGCCAAAGUGGAGAACCACACAGAAUGCCACUGCAGUACUUGUUAUUAUCACAAAUCUUAA
Messenger RNA from Tupaia belangeri chinensis (Chinese tree shrew), 363 nucleotides. It is a transcript of the gene CGA, whose product is annotated as glycoprotein hormones, alpha polypeptide. Lineage: Eukaryota; Metazoa; Chordata; Mammalia; Scandentia; Tupaiidae. The transcript is spliced from 3 exons. The record is from RefSeq and is a predicted model, not a curated record. Gene Ontology annotation, molecular function: follicle-stimulating hormone activity. Gene Ontology annotation, biological process: thyroid hormone generation; positive regulation of steroid biosynthetic process. Gene Ontology annotation, cellular component: extracellular region; follicle-stimulating hormone complex. Bases 1 to 363 code for a protein of 120 amino acids.